Messenger RNA from Octopus bimaculoides (California two-spot octopus), 529 nucleotides. RefSeq names its product large ribosomal subunit protein mL55. Gene Ontology annotation, cellular component: mitochondrial large ribosomal subunit. The record is from RefSeq and is a predicted model, not a curated record. Gene Ontology annotation, biological process: translation. Gene Ontology annotation, molecular function: structural constituent of ribosome. Lineage: Eukaryota; Metazoa; Mollusca; Cephalopoda; Octopoda; Octopodidae.
AUGCCGCCACCUUGUGAGUUUACAACAGCUUCAAAGGGACGCAACUGUGAAGAAGUCCCUGGCGAAGUGAUACAAGGGAGAUAAGUACGUUUCACCUUCACACUUUGGUUGCGUGGAUAUACGAUGGCCCUCUUUCUUCGCCCCAGUCUGCUGGGCAGCAUUUAUGGCAGAACUUGCGUCCGGUGGAACUCCAACCGAACCUCAAUGUGUAAAAUUAACCGAUCCAUCUAUAAACGGAUGUACCCUGUCACACUUGUCAAUCCUGAUGGAUCUACCAUUGUAAUCCGCUACAAGGAGCCUCGACGAAUUAUCACACUUCCUAUAGAUAUUGAAACUCUGACUCCAGAACAGAAGAAAUUACAGCUACAGAAACGAAAACCUAAACGAAUCAUUAAAGUAGUAGAAGAUUUUGAAGACGAUUUUGAUAUUGGCCGAUACAGUCAUCUCUGGAAGAAGUAAACCCCCCCUCUCCGUCAUCUUGUUUUACACUAUUUCAUAUUUCAAUUAAAUUAAAAUAGAUGUUAUCCCA